GACAUUAAUAAACUCCCUGUAAGUAAGGUUUAUCCUCUUUUGUAGCUCAUAAUGAACAGUCCAACGAUAUCUAAUUGUGUUCUUGCUUUACUAAUUGUAAUAAAAUUAGCCUAUGGCAAUAAUGUAAACUUAAAUGAAGAAACUAAUGUACAAGAAAAAAUUACCUAUAAUGGUGACCAAGUUUUAAGAGUAGAACAAGUAAAUUCAAAACAGAGAAAAACUAUUAAAGAUCUCGAAAAUAGGGGUCUACUACAAAAAUGGUAUUCUACUCCGACAUCAGUAGAUGUAAUGAUAAAAAACGAAAACAAGAAUAUUGUUAAAAGUGUAUUAAACAAUGGAUCAUUAUCGUUUGAUUUAUUCAUUGAUGAUGUACAACGAGCUAUAGAUGAAGAAAAUCUUCCUGUGACGAUAAAUGACGAACAAUUGGGAAGAAGAGAACACAACGUGACAUUUGAAAACUAUCAUACGCUUAAAGAUAUUUAUCAUUACAUUGAUUACAUAUCACAAGAAUAUCCUAACAUUGUGGAAAUAGAAAAUAUUGGUCAAUCAUUCGAAGGCACUCCAUUAAGAGUUGUGCGAAUUAAAUUAGACAAAAAUUCAUCUACUACAAAUGCUAUCUGGAUAGACGGAGGAAUACACGCUAGAGAAUGGAUAUCUGUCUCUUCAGUAUUAUAUCUUAUCAAUGAACUUGUUUACAACCAAGAUUUAUUGAAAACUUACAUGAAAAAUAUAGAAUUUCAUAUUCUUCCAAUAGUAAAUCCAGAUGGAUAUGUCUACUCACACCAAAAAGAGCGCUUAUGGCGUAAAAAUCGUAAUAAACAUCCAGGAAGUAGUUGUUUUGGAACAGAUUUAAAUCGUAAUUGGGCAUAUCAUUGGGGUGAAUCUGGCGCUAGCAAAUACAAAUGCGCAGAAAUUUUUAGGGGAGCAAAAGCAGGAUCUGAACCAGAGACUCAAGCAAUUGUUCAGUAUAUCAUGAAAGAUCCUAGUAAAUUCAAAGGAUUUUUAACGUUCCACAGUUAUGGACAGUAUAUAUUAUAUCCAUGGGGAUAUGCUAGAAGAGUACCAUCUGAUCAUAUUGAUUUACAAAGAGUGGGACAGGCUAUGGCCGCAGCAAUAAAAGAGGCAACAUCAUUUGAGUAUACUGUUGGAAAUAGUGCAUCACUUUUAUACCCAGCAGCAGGAGCAUCUGACGAUUGGGCAAAAGGCGUCGCAAAAAUAAAAUAUGCUUAUACAUUUGAACUUAGAGAUACAGGAAAAAAUGGAUUCAUAUUACCAGCAUCACAUAUUGUACCUACUGGAAAAGAAGCAAUAAUAGCAGCCACCAUAUUAGCUGAAGAAAUAAGUUUAGAAAACUCUAUUACUACUUAGUAUUAUAAAAUCACCCAAUAAUAAUUAAACUGAAAAACUCGAUUAAAUUUAUUAUUUAUUUUCCUUUAAAACUAAAUAAUCAAAUUAGCCAAGUAUUUUUAUUAGCAAUAUUGAUUAAAUUGUGUAUUUUUAUAUUUGUUAAUAAAAACAUUACUACUGAAGUAAAACGAAUUUAUUUAAAUAAUUUUCAUUGUACUAACAAUUAUUGUGUAUAUCCUUAUAUUACAACCCAGACAAUUGGGUUUGAGAUUAAGUAGGUAAUGAAUUUAAUAAUUUUAAGUUACAAUGAUAAAAACAGCAGCUCACUUAAUGUCGACUAACAUCAUCACAAUAUCCUCAAUUCUCCGAACAAGCUGCUAAUAUAAAACUACAAUUUUCGACAAAUUACAAUGAUAUGAUCUAUCAUUUAGUGUUAGCAUUAUUUUCACUGUGAUGAUGAUAUUAAAUAUUUUCAAUUUUUCAGACAAACUUAGAAAAAUAACAAUAAAUUCGUUCUUUUCGCCAGGAAAUCUAUAAUCGUUCUUUGUUUUAAAAUCAUAUAAUAUUCAAACAAAUCACUUUAUUCCAAAUAACAAACAUGUUUACAACUACUACACUUUGCCAAAUUGAAACAAACUCCAAUGAGAAAUCGGUAUUUAAAUAAAAAUUGUCAUUUGUGUAAAAAGUGAAAAAAAACUCUUUAAUAAAUUGAUAUAAAAUGUACAUCUAUAUUAUAAG
Messenger RNA from Daktulosphaira vitifoliae (grape phylloxera), 2085 nucleotides. Its product is annotated as carboxypeptidase B-like. Gene Ontology annotation, biological process: proteolysis. Gene Ontology annotation, molecular function: zinc ion binding; metallocarboxypeptidase activity. The record is from RefSeq and is a predicted model, not a curated record. Bases 52 to 1368 code for a protein of 438 amino acids. The transcript is spliced from 6 exons. NCBI's taxonomy places the organism in Eukaryota, Metazoa, Arthropoda, Insecta, Hemiptera, Phylloxeridae.